AUGCUAGGGCCAUUGACUCUUACUUUUGCUGUUGCAUUGCCUAUGCUGCCAGCGGCAAAUGCUCUGGGCAGAUUGCCUGCUCUAGGAUGGAACUCCUGGAAUGCAUUCCAAUGUGAUAUCAAUUCUACCAAGGUCAUCACCGCAGCUAAUGAGGUCGUUAAUCUUGGACUGAAGGAUCUGGGUUAUGAAUAUAUAAAUAUUGAUGACUGCUGGAGCGUCAAGAACACCCGCGACAAGAACACAAAUCGCCUCAUUCCAGACCCAUCCAAGUUCCCCGAUGGUAUCUCUGGUGUUGCAGAGCAAGUUCAUGAUUUGGGACUCAAAAUUGGGAUCUACAGCAGUGCUAGCGAGGUUACCUGCGCUGGAUAUCCCGCCAGUCUGGGAUACGAGACAGUCGAUGCACAGUCUUUUGCUGAGUGGGGGAUUGACUACCUCAAAUAUGACAAUUGCGAUGUCUCCAGUAACUGGACAGACACAUAUGCAUACUGUGUUCCUGAUGGUGACGGCGACCACCCUAAUGGCACCUGUCCUGACAUCACCAAUCCCGCUCCAGAAGGAUAUGACUGGAAAACGUCCAAGACUUAUCAGCGGUUUAGUGCAAUGCGCGAUGCCUUGCUCAAAAUUGACCGCACAAUCCUCUAUUCACUUUCUGAAUGGGGCCAGGCUGAUGUCAAGACCUGGGGCAAUGAAACUGCGAACUCGUGGCGCAUGUCUGGCGAUAUCACCGCGGAUUGGGCCCGUAUUGCGCAAAUUGCCAACGAGAACAGCUUCUUGAUGGACUACGCCAAUUUCUGGAGUUACCCAGACCCGGACAUGUUGGAGAUUGGUAAUGGGGACCUUACCAUCGAGGAGAACAGGGCGCACUUUGCACUUUGGGCUGUCAUGAAAUCCCCUCUGAUCAUUGGCACGGCGCUCGAUUCUAUUAACGACGACCACUUGGCAAUUCUGAAGAAUAAGUACCUUCUUGACUUCAACCAAGACCCUGUUGUUGGAAGUCCUGCUCAUCCUUAUAAGUGGGGAUACAACCCAGACUGGACUUUUGACCCGGCCCAUCCUGCAGAGUAUUGGUCUGGUGCAUCCUCUACAUUAGAGGGCACUUUGGUUCUGAUGCUGAACUCUGAGAAUGCUACUUCUACUCGCACUGCGAGAUGGAGCGAAAUCCCAGAGCUUGAGAGUCAUAAUGCAUAUCAGGUUAUUGAUGCUUGGACUGGCAAGGAUUUGGGCUGCGUGAAGAAUACGUACAAGGCUUCCUUGAAGAGUCAUGAUGCAGCUGUGUUGGUGGUCAAGGGACGAUGUUAG
Penicillium crustosum is the source of this 1299-nucleotide messenger RNA. RefSeq names its product glycoside hydrolase family 27 protein. The coding region runs from base 1 to 1299 and encodes 432 amino acids. Gene Ontology annotation, molecular function: hydrolase activity, hydrolyzing O-glycosyl compounds. The record is from RefSeq and is a predicted model, not a curated record. The transcript has 7 exons. Gene Ontology annotation, biological process: carbohydrate metabolic process. Lineage: Eukaryota; Fungi; Ascomycota; Eurotiomycetes; Eurotiales; Aspergillaceae.